CCACGUCACGGCCAAUGAGGGGUCCAGGCAUACACCUCCAUGUGAUUGCCUCACCAGUGAAGUCUAUUACUCAGGCAGCUCAACAUAUUUGUCUUUCUUUAUCAGUCAUUCUCCCUCUCUUUUCAGGCAGACGUGACGGAGAAACGACAAAGUAUUCUAAAGACUUUUUUAUUCUUUUGAACUUUGACUUCUUUGUAUCCCUCCACCAACAAGCUUAUACAGAAUCUCAACCCCGCAUCCUUUCAGUGAUACAGCGUCUGAGUCUACUCUACGACAAGCUUAUCUUUCCGACUUCUUGAACAUCAACAGACAUCAUAUCUAUCGAACGAGCGAACCGAGACGAAACGAAGCCAUCAUGAAUUACAUCUACUCCACAGUCAACACCCUACGGGAUCGUUAUACACCCGUCUCUCACAAGUCAACCUUCCGCCAGACCGGUCAAAUCACACCAGAAGAGUUCCUCGCUGCGGGCGACUACCUUGUGUACAAGUUCCCGACCUGGUCUUGGGGCGAUGCCGACUCUCCUGAGCAGCGAGUGAGCCAUCUUCCUCCCGGAAAGCAGUUCCUCGUGACACGCAACGUUCCCUGCCACCGACGCCUAAACGACGACUUUGCGGGUGAUGCAGGCCAUGAGGAAGCUCUUGUGAACGAUGGCGACGACUUCAAGGGCGCUACUGGCGACGACGAGGAUGGUUGGCUGAGGACCGGUGGUCUGGCUAGUUCCCAGCCGCUGAAGGUCAAGGAGGUGAGGACGGUGGAUGAUUCCGGAAAUGUCGGUGAUCGAGAGGUUGUCGAGGAUGAUGAUGAGAUCCCAGACAUGGAGGAUGAAGACGACGAUGAGGCUAUCAUCCGUGAUUCUAGCGCCGAUUCCAAGAACAGCGCUCACCGUACAUACACUCUCUACAUCAUGUACUCCCCCUACUACCGAACACCCCGUCUGUAUCUCUCAGGCUAUCUUGCCAGCGGUCAGCCGCUCCCCCCUAACGACAUGACGGAGGACAUUGUCGGCGACUACAAGGACAAGACAGUGACACUUGAGGACUUCCCCUUCUUCGCCAACAACAUCAAGAUGGCUUCAGUACAUCCUUGCAAGCACGCCUCAGUCAUGAAGACACUACUCGACCGUGCCGACGCCGCUCUUCGCCUGCGUCGUGAGAAGCUUCGUGCCGGUAACAGCCAGACACCCUCUGGCAUGGAAGGUCUGGUAGAUGAGAUUGGAAAGUUGGAUGUUAAGGGCGCUCAGGAAGCAGCGGACAAGGAUGAGUGGGAGGAGGUCCAGGAGACCGAGAUCGAUGAUCAAGAGGUUGCUAUCCGAGUGGAUCAGUACCUAGUUGUGUUCCUCAAGUUCAUGGCCAGUGUGACACCUGGUAUCGAGCACGAUUUCACCAUGGGUGUCUAAUCAGGUGAAACAAUGACCAAGAUUAGAUUUGUGAUCAAGAGAUACAGAUGGUCAAGAAAUUAUGGAUUGGGAAUCACUAUAUCAGGAGAAUAGGCGUUGACGGUGUUCGAUUGUUAAGAUCUUCUAUGGUAGCGACUGUAUUCAGACAGUGUAGAUUCUUUUACUUCCAGCAUGAAUACACGGAACGGUAUCUACAGUAUGCCUACUUACUUGAAUGUGUCAGCCUGAUGACUGUCACCCUUUUAAUGUUUUGAUGAUAUACAACUUGACAUGCGGUACUAUGUAUGUCAUGACUCAGAGAAGAUGAGAACAUUGGUCGAGGCUUUGAACAAAAGGGGCCAUCAAGGAAGAUUGUGAAAAACAAGUCACAGCAGAGAUACCGAACCGAUCAAAAAAGAAUGCCUUACUGCCCACAGGCGAUUUCCUUAAUAUCUACUGGUGAAUGUAUCCUCAACUCCCAUCUUCCCAUUUUCGCCCAAGUCCUCCAUCCGAUUCCGACACUGACUUCCUAUCAUUCAGGGUAUUCAAACACAGACCUCCACCAAUGUUCCAACUUGCAUAAAACAAUUCCAAGUGAGCCUGCCUUCCUGUCAUAAGCUCAUAAACGCGUCACUGUUUACCGCUAUUGCGACAAUAAUGUUGUAGAAUCCGCGAUUCCCAAUAAAACAAAACGCAAAAGGUAUAAUAACCAGUCCCCCUAUACUCCUGUUCUAUAAAUGUGCAUCCUUUUUUUAUCCCUUGUCCCAUAAAACCGCAUGUGCGCUCGCUUGCCGUUGAACCUGAUUGAAAACUCAACCCGAGGUGAAAAGACAGUUCGCAAAUUCGACAGACAUAUAAAUCGUGACGUGCGUUCAAGACCGCUCAAUAGGCAUUCAACGCGAAAACAUUUCAUCAUCGUGAGUAAGACGUCAAGGGGAUGCUUGAGAACGCUCCAAAUCUUGCGGCGAAGACGGUGGAACCUGGUUGCACAAGCUCGAGCUGCAGGCUCGAUAACUUGUGGCUCCUUGGAUGCCGUCCUACAUGGCACCAAAAGGGGCACCAAAGUUGGACGUGCUCUUCAACUUUAGAGGAACGUCAAUUUCAAUAGCCUUGCCACUGCCUUCGCCGUCACUAUCAUCGGCAUCUCGCUGGGCGUCAGCAGAUCCAUCCCCGCCGACUGGACCGGCCUGUUUAGACAUAUGCGUGGGAGCAUUGGAGCCAGAUGGACCAGCAAUAGAUCCCAGCCCAUGACCUUGCAUCACAGCCGGGAGAGCAUUUUGUCCUUGGCUUAUAGGCUCCAGUGCUUCGUGCAGUUUUUCAAAAAAGAGCUCAUCUUUGGCUGGCAUGUUUCUUAACAUCAGUGGUCCCUUGAGAGCUUUGUCGCCGCCACUAGGUUCCAUCAUGAGAUCUGGUGCGUUUGGGUCAAGCUCUUCUGUAACAGAUAUAAAAGACACCUUGGAAUCGCGCCUAUCAGAUUGCACAGGUACCGAUAGGCUGUCAUUCUUCUCCUCUUCCGCGACCACAGCUGCAUCCAGAUUGAUGACAGACUCAACGGUAGGCGUGACGGCCUCGCCAAUGAUGGAACCUGGGUCAGUCGGAUUGACUUUAGGGAACAAUGACAGGGAAUGAUUGGGUGUAUGGCCGGCAUGCAUUGUUAGCCGUCGAGACUCGACAGCAGAGAGAGCUUGCAACGUAUAUUCCUUAGAAGAGGCCCGGGCAUUCGUGGGGCGUCGAGACUGCUCUGGGCUUCGAGCGGCGGGACCAGGAGGGGAUGCUACAGGGGAUGCUGGGUUUUCGGGAGGAGAUGCACCGGCGGCGAAUGUGGGCUUCUGGACCGCAGUGGCCUUGAGUGGGAUACCUUCCAACUUGGGGUCAAUUUCUUGAACAUCAAUGACUGGAACAGGAGUGACCACGUCCUCUGUAGGGGACGAUAGGAAGUCCUUGGCCACUGGGUUCUGUGUCUGCAUCCUGGGGUCGAGGGGGACAAAAGGUGAUGAUUCGGGCUGUGUUGUGGGAGAUACUCGAGCGCUGCUUGACUGGAAAUAGUGAGGUCGACGAGAUGCUCCAUCAAGACCAGGUGGAAGAGAUGACGCAUCGGACAUGGACAGACCAGUUGGAAUGGUCGGAUUUUGUCCCCUUGACGCGAGUCGUCCUGGUGGAGCUUGGAAGUAGGAACUGUCCAUGGAGCCCUCACCGCUUCCGCCACGCUGACUCGCGAGAGGCGAUACCACGCCCGUAACCUGGAUACUCUGCGCUGUGACAGCCUUGAGUGCACUGUUCUCUCCUUCAAGUCGAUGGACGCGUUCUCUGAGUUCUUCGAUUUCUCGGGCCAUGCCCUCCUUCUCGGCCUCCCAGCUAUCCCGGACCUCAUCCAUGAUGAUCCGCUCUUCUUGAUAGACCUCUUCAGCUCGUCGCCGAUUAGCUUCGAGAUGAUUCCGCUCCGCUUCCCAGGCUUCACGGAUCAGUUGGUUCUGCUGCACGAGGCGUUGAACCACGUGCACUGAUGAUUGAGAGGCAGCCACUGCGUCUGCCGAAACAGAUCUUGAGAGGGAUGCACCAACGAGUCCGGAAGACGAGGAAACGUUGGGCAGAGGAGCUGUAGAUGAUGCCGGAAAGCGGAAUUCUGGAACGGGAGGCGGGCCUCCGUGAGUGGGAGAUACAGUCGCGGGACGAGCGUCGAAAGUGUCGAAAGAUUCGGUCUGCUGAGGAAAUGGUCGAUAACUCGGCGGAACAGAUUGAGCUGCCCUUAAAGACUCUAGUGAGAGAGGAGAUGAAUCUUUGUGCUGAAGUAGCAGGGUGCUCGCGGGGGGUAUUCGGCCGCGUUGAAAUUGACUCUGGCUAUAAUCUUGGUUUUGCGGUUGACAUGGGUUUAGAUAGUGUUGUGGAUAUUGAUGACGAAGGGUUCCAGCUCGAGGAUACGAGUUGGGCGGAGACGGAAUACUGGACGUAUUGCGAUAAGGGAGAUGGCUAUUCAGGGAAAGAACAACAUCAGAGUCGUAGGCGCCCGAUGGCAGAAAAGCCUCGGGCGUGAACCUCGCAGCCAUGAUCAUGGAAGGCGUGCCGAAGGUCUGUCACUGUGGAGCGUGGAAUAAAUCGGAGGAGUAGUGUGGGAUCGAUUUUUCGUUAGGAAGGCAUAGGGCGUUUGAAGUUGUUCUAGUCGAUUUCCUAAAACUUGGUGCUGAUGCAAGUCGUUCCUGGUCGUUAAAGUCGUCGAGAUGAAAUGAAAUUAGAGGUUGGAAAAAGUCGAGGAAGGCGAAGUGAGAGGAAUUGGUUUAUGUUAUGAUUGUCUCUUUCCUUUUUACUGACUCGAGAGGGAAUGUGAGACCAAAUCCGAGACCUAAUUCAAGGGAUGUUGGGCGAGUUCGAGAUCUAGGUAUGACGCAAAUGGGACCCGCCAAGCGCAAGGCACAGGACCCUUUAUCUUGAAGAAGGUUGUAGCGGGAGUGGGAGGGCUACGUAUUGUUUGCGCUGUGCGAUGAUAAGCUCAGGUAGCGCAAAAAGGCGUGUUGUUAUAUGAUAUCGAAAUUGACAUAAGAUAGAAAUUGGAGAGAGGAGCAAUAAAUUUGGAGGUGGAGAGAUGGCAAGUUCAUA
Messenger RNA from Fusarium odoratissimum NRRL 54006, 4969 nucleotides. RefSeq names its product autophagy-like protein 3. Gene Ontology annotation, molecular function: Atg8-family ligase activity. Gene Ontology annotation, cellular component: cytosol; cytoplasmic ubiquitin ligase complex. Lineage: Eukaryota; Fungi; Ascomycota; Sordariomycetes; Hypocreales; Nectriaceae. Bases 356 to 1399 code for a protein of 347 amino acids. The transcript is spliced from 3 exons. Gene Ontology annotation, biological process: nucleophagy; autophagy of mitochondrion; autophagosome assembly. The record is from RefSeq and is a predicted model, not a curated record.